Molecule: messenger RNA, 408 nt
Organism: Iphiclides podalirius (scarce swallowtail)
Lineage: Eukaryota; Metazoa; Arthropoda; Insecta; Lepidoptera; Papilionidae
Source: the annotation of a GenBank genome assembly
AUGGCGCGAACCAAGCAGACCGCUCGCAAAUCGACCGGUGGGAAAGCGCCCAGGAAACAACUAGCAACGAAAGCCGCUAGAAAGAGCGCUCCAGCGACUGGCGGCGUUAAAAAACCUCAUCGUUACAGACCGGGCACCGUUGCGUUGCGAGAAAUUAGACGUUAUCAGAAGAGCACAGAGCUGUUAAUAAGAAAACUACCGUUUCAACGCCUCGUCAGGGAAAUAGCGCAAGAUUUCAAAACGGACUUGAGGUUUCAGAGCUCGGCGGUGAUGGCGUUGCAGGAGGCGAGUGAGGCGUACUUGGUCGGGCUGUUCGAGGAUACAAACCUUUGUGCCAUUCACGCCAAGAGAGUGACCAUAAUGCCCAAAGACAUUCAACUCGCUAGAAGGGUGCGCGGCGAGCGCGCG